Molecule: messenger RNA, 765 nt
Organism: Prunus armeniaca (apricot)
Lineage: Eukaryota; Viridiplantae; Streptophyta; Magnoliopsida; Rosales; Rosaceae
Source: the annotation of a GenBank genome assembly
AUGGGAGAUGGCUUAUCCAGCUUUUGGGGUCCUGUCACAUCCAAAGAUUGGUGUGAGCAAAAUUAUGUCUACUCUUCUUACAUUGCCGAGUUCUUCAACACUAUAUCGAAUAUCCCCGGCAUCUUGUUGGCACUCAUUGGCCUUAUCAAUGCUUUGAGGCAACGCUUUGAGAAGAGAUUUAGCGUUCUUCACAUCUCCAAUAUGAUACUUGCUAUUGGGAGCAUGCUUUACCAUGCCACUUUGCAGCGUCUGCAGCAGCAAGGCGAUGAAACACCAAUGGUAUGGGAAAUGCUUUUAUAUAUCUACAUCCUUUACUCACCGGAUUGGCACUAUCGUAGCACAAUGCCCACCUUCUUGUUUCUAUAUGGCGCUGUAUUUGCUGUAUCCCAUUCGCUUGUACGAUUUAGAAUUGGCUUUAAGGUACACUAUGUGAUACUCUGUCUUCUCUGCAUUCCUCGAAUGUACAAGUACUACAUCCACACAAAAGAUGUAAAUGCCAAGUGGCUUGCAAAGUUGUAUCUGGGCACCAUAUCCCUAGGGGUUCUUUGUUGGCUUUUGGAUCGCGUCUUGUGCAGGGAAGUCUGUGGCUGGUACGUUAACCCACAAGGUCAUGCUUUGUGGCACGUCUUUAUGGGGUUUAAUUCUUAUUUUGCAAACACAUUUUUAAUGUUCUGUCGUGCUGAGCAAUUGGGAUGGAAUCCAGCAGUAAUCCACUUAAUGGGGUUCUUCCCUUAUGUGAAGAUUCAAAAACCAAAGACUCAGUGA